CUCGGGUCAUUGAGUCACCAGCCGGCAGAGGGUGAGGGCGUUCGUGUUCCCAGUGAGGCAAAAGUUGACGUCCACGCCUUGACCCACAUCUUUAAUUAGGCCCUGAGGUGAGAGGAGACAAGAGGCACCGAAGACUCCCCUCCAGCACAGCACACACACCGCAGCCAUGAGUGGCUACGUGGGAUACGGUGCGCCGCAGGGAGGCUACCCCGGCCAGGCCCCCUCCUAUGGGCCCCCAGGAAGCCAGGUCCCAGGGGGUUACCCCGGCCAGCAGCCCUAUGGAGCCUACACCGGGCAGCAGCCUCAACCUGGGGCAUAUCCAGGCCAGCAGCCACCCCCAGGGGCCUACCCAGGCCAGCAGCCACCCCCAGGGGCUUACCCAGGGCAGCAGCCUCCUUCUGGACCCUACCCGGGCCAGCAGCCACCCCCAGGGGCAUACCCAGGGCAGCCACAGGGGGGGUAUGCAGGACAGCAGCAAGCAGGCUACCCGAGCGUGGACCCGAAUGUUGCGUCGUGGUUCCGAGCGGUGGACCAGGACAACUCAGGCCACAUCAACGCCGCGGAGCUUCGUCAGGCGCUGCAGAACGGGAAUUGGUCGCAGUUUUCGUACGAGGCUUGUCGGCUCAUGAUAACCAUGUUUGACAGAGACAACACUGGCAACAUCAACAUCCAGGAGUUUGGGCAGCUCUUUACCUUCAUGAACCAAUGGACCGAGGUGUAUCGCCGGUAUGACAGCGACAACUCCGGCACCAUUGAUGAGAGCGAGAUGUCCACCGCGCUCCAGCAGAUGGGUUACCGCCUCAGCCCACAGUUCGUUGGGUUCCUGGUGGCCAAGUUCAACCCCCAGACUCGCCGCGUCACCCUCGACAACUUCAUCGUGGCCAACAUCCAGCUCAAGAACCUGACUGAGGCCUUCCGGAACCGCGACCGGGAGAUGAAGGGUGUCAUCUCCAUCUCCUACGAGGACUUUGUGAACAUGGCUUUCUCCUCGAUGACGUAGGGGGUGUAGAGUAGGGGAUGAAGGUGCGUGUUGUAGUGGUGGUUGUACGUGGGUGGUGAGGUGAGGUAUGGACUGACUGACUGACUGAUUAACUAACCUGCUAUUUGACUGAGUGACUGACUGGUUGGUUGACUGACUUGUCUUGCUGGUUGCCUGACUGAGUGAUUGACUAAUUUGCUAAGUAACUGAUUGACUGAUUGAUUUGCUGACUGACUGACUGGCUGACUAACUGACCAACUGAUUAGCUAAAUAACUGACUGUCUGACUGACCCAAUGAUUGACUGACUGACUGAUUAACUAACUAACUAACUAGGUGACUGAAUGACUAACUGACUGACCGACUGACUACCCUUCCUACUAACUGACUGAACUACUGAAUGACCGAGGAAAGACACAGACAAUAAAUAGAACAACGAACUCUUACUAACCAAAAAAAUCAAACUUCUCGAAACAAAUUAGCAAACAAAAAGAAGAAGAAAACAAAGCCUUCACUCAGGACAUUUCCAAAGCCUUGCCGCUGGGCCUCAAGAACAAUGCACCAAGUUACCAAAUCACUAACCUAUCGCAUGCCACAGAAGGUGUAUUGAAAGUACUUAGAGAUAUAUUGUUUACAUCCACAACUGAUAGGUUUUUAGAUCAUCAUAGUUAGCAUGCCACAGAGGAUAUAGUGCUGGGAGAUGUGCUGUAUGGACAUAGAAAUCACUAACUUGUCACAUGCCACAGAGAAUAUAGACAGAAAGUACUUAGAUGUAUUGUUUACAUCCACAACUGAUAGGUUUUUAGAUCAUCAUAGUUAGCAUGCCACAGAGGAUAUAGUGCUGAGAGAUGUGCGGUACGGACAUAGAAAUCACUAACUCGUCACAUGCCACAGAGAAUAUAGACAAAAAAUACUUAGAUAUAUUGUUUACAUCCACAACUGAUAGCUUUUUAGAUCAUCAUAGUCUCACAGCAUGCCACAGAGAAUCUAAUACCGAGAGAUGCGCUGUACGGAUUUAGAACUCAUAGGUUUUCGCAUCAUCACAGGCUAUUGCGUUUCACCGAGAGAGAUGAGAAGUACUUGGAGGUGUGCUGUAUAGAUUUAGAACCAGUGGCUUUUUGUAUCAUCACAGGCUAUUGGGUUUCACAGAGAAGAGAUUGAAAUGUACUUUGAGGUGUGCUGUAUACAUUUAGAACCAGUGGCUUUUUGUAUCAUAACAGGCUAUUGCGUUUCACAGAGAAGAGAUUGAAAUGUACUUUGAGGUGUGCUGUAUACAUUUAGAACCAGUAGCUUUUUGUAUCAUAACAGGCUAUUGGGUUUCACAGAGAGAGAUUGAGAAGUACUUAGAUGUUUUGUUUAGAUUUACAACCAGUUACCAGCUUUUCAAAUCACCACAAUAGGCUGUUUAACUAUACCUUUUUCAUGCUACAAAGAGAUUGAAAGCACUUUGGAGAUGGGCUGUAUAGAUUUAGAACCAAACACUGCUUUUCAAAUCAUCGUAAAUGUUUAAUCACUCUUGUUACGACACAGAGAAGAUUGAAAGUAUAGGGGCAGAAUCAUUAGCUGUCCAAAUCAUCAUAGGCUAUUUAAUUACUUUUCCUAUGACACAGAAUAGAUUAAAAGUAUACACGCAGAAUCAUUAGCUUUCCAAAUCAUCACAGGCUGUUUUAAUCACUCUUCUUACAACACAGAGUAGAUUGAAAGUAUAGGGGCAGAAUCAUUAGCUUUUCAAAUCAUCAUAGGCUGUCUAAGCACUUACGACAGAGUAGAUUGACAGUAUAGGGGCAGAAUCGUUAGCUUUUCAAAUCAUCAUAGGCUGUCUAAUCACUCUUCCUACGACCCAGAGUAGAUUGAAAGCAUAGAGACAGAAUCAUUAGCUGUCCAAAUCAUCAUAGACUAACUACUCUUCCUACGACACAGAGUAGAUUGAAAGUAUACACGCAGAAUCAUUAGCUUUUUAGAGUAUCAUAGGCUGUUCAGUUACUUUCUCAUGCCAUCAACACAGGCUGCCUUACAUACUGGCUCCUCCCAUUGGUCCAAAGCCAUACACUCACAGGCUGCCUUACUGACUACUCCCUCCUGUUAGCCUAUUGUCAUUUUCUGCUCUUCAGGGACUAGGGUGAAGUAGGGUAAUAUUGUAACACUUUCGUUCCUUCUUUCCCAAAUUGGUGUUUAGGUGCUGAGUCGUCAAGGGUUUAGGAUUUUUUUUUCUUUGCAGUAAGCAGUUCAAGGGCAAAAAAAGGAAACAAUAAUGAAUAAAAAAAAGCCCGCUACUCGCUGCUCCUACAAAAGAGUCAAGAGGAGUGGCCGAAAGAUAGGUCAAUAGGUCUUCUUGAAAUACUUGUUCUUCGCGAUUUUACGACUGGUUUCCGUGGCGUGUCGGAGGAAAUGUUAACUCGCGUGAUUUACGACUUGAUUUCCGUAGCUUAAUGUUGUGUAGCUGUGAAGGACUGCAUAAUUAUUUCCUCUCCUAAACUGACUGAGAAAAGCGCUUCCAUGUGUAACGUAUUAAAAUGUACUUAGUUUCGUUGAUUUUAGAAUGUGUAUUUGCGUAGCGUGAGGCGGCGAGCGUAACACUUAACACGAAAGCCGCCUCGAUCGCUCUACUAAUUAUCGAAAGGUGCUUGAUUGCCUUACUGAUUAAUAUGGUACUUAUAUUCUCCUUGAUUUUAUAACUUCACUUCAGUAGUCUAAGAUAACGACGGGUGAUUGUCAGUGUAAGGUGAAGGUGUCUUGUAUUUUAGCUCGUUAAAAAAACAGCCAUGAGUUUCCUCCUUGGCGGUUCAUUACAUAUAAGGUUUGUUUGACACGUCCUUCUCACCGUUCCCGUCGCUGCUCGUGUCAGGAAUUGAAUCACUCCGGGAAACUGAACUGAGCGAUGUGACGUCUGCUGAAGACCCGCACUGUGCUUCCCGCCUUGUUACGCACCGCACGGUUCAUCCCUUGACCGAGGCAAGAUGCAGGCGCUGUCCUGGGUCGCUAUUCUCAGAUGUUUCCACCUUCCACAUCAUCCAUUUCCAAAGGCCAAAAAAGGAGGUCAGUCAGGUUUUCAUGAGUGCUUUUUCACAAUCAUAGCAUAGAGGAAGAGUCAGACUACCACCAGGGCCAUUAAACUACCCCCGGAAAUCAACGUUGUCAUAUUGUCGUACUCGGCCCGUUAUUUUUACCGAUUUCUGAUCCCAAACUGUCCUAGGCCCCAUUAACGAGAUUCAUUCAUAGUUAUCGUUACAAUAGUUAAUUCCUGAUGUUUCUCGCCAAUAGUUAUACGUCAGAAACCGGUAAAUACUAUGCUCUGGGUACGAUAAUCUGGCAACGGUGCUGGAAAUGCCCAAAACUCCUACAAAAAGCAUGUCAAAUAUGUGUGCUGGGGAAUAUGGCCGCUGUUCUUGCUCCAACCACUGCCUAAUCACCUUUCCCACAUUGCAUUUUUCCCUCACUCGCUCAUCCUUGUGUAGCUUUAAGUGAGUAUUUUGUAUCAUGUCUGCUCCUGGGACCGAGGCUACAUCAGGAAGGAAGGCGAUGAAAUUGACGACUCUGGACCUUCAAGAUAAGCUGAGUCUUGUCAAGAAUGGAUGCUGGGGCUGCCAUGCAAUGUCUGCUUUGAGUUCGCUAUCAAACCCAGGACUCUCAACACCACCAAGAAGACUAUUCAUGCAUGUGCCGUUACCUUAAGAGGACCACAGCACAGGAUUAUAAGGGGGAUCGGGCCGACAAGCACAUGACCCUAGCCACCAGUGUUGUCAAGCGAUGCAAGGAGGAACUGACUGCUGCCGUGCCUGUUACGAGACCCCCAACACCUCCAUCGCCCACCCAAAGGCUUCCACAGUGCUUAGGUUAUGCUGCAUAGGCAUGGGAAGUGUUUUUCUUUUUAGUUUUGAAGGGGGCUAUUCCAGUACAUCUACUAUUAGACCAUUCUUUGAUCUUUGCUCUGACAACAGUUGACUUCUCUGCCUCGGCUCAGUUUUCUAGAGUGAAUAUAUUCCUAAGUAUUAACAGUAAUGGUGAGUCCUACCUGCAUAACAUAAUCCGAAGACCAAUGAUAUAUCAGAGUAUUAUAUAUAUAUGUGAGGAUUCAUGGAACUUAUAAUAAUUAAGGUCGAUUUCUUAAACAUUUUGCUGUAUUUUUUAAACUAAUGUUGUAGUGUUAGCGAGCUGGUUGUUUUGUUAUGUUGUGAGUUGUAAUAACCAUGUUGUGCACGGAAUGUUAUAAUUACGUGUGUAUUGUGAGGGUGUUGGUUUUGCUGUGCUUCCAGUUUUGCCCCAGCCAGCCAGCGGUCAGAUCAUAACUGGCUGUCAUGAAGUCCAGACACCAAUACAGUCAUGAUACACUUGUGAUUAUUCCUUGCAUAACAACCAACCGUGGCAGGAAGCCGGGCAGGAGAGCAAGGAAGUGGCCCGAGCCUCAAUGUUUACCCUCAUACCUCUCCUGUCCGGCUCGUUGGUUUUCGUUCGUUCCCAAAUUAAAUCAAGAUGGUGUGAAAGCGACAUUACCGCCCCCUUCCUGUUUAAGAUUAUUACUACAGAACUUUUAAUAAAAUUGUGCCUCAUUGUUGUACCAGACUGUCUGCUUUCAUGUUGCCAUUAAAUACUCACCUGUUAUUAAGCACAAAGGUUAUAGACCCCUCAUAUGACCUCAAACCAGUGUCAGUCAUCAAUAGAUAGCUUACCAAGUGCUCUGCCAGCACCGUGGGAUAGUAACCAUCUCUCAGGGGUCAUGACACAAGAAACAAACAAUAUAUUACUUUAUUUGAAGGCGCAUCAACAUCAGGUGAGAACAGAGUUGCCGCCACAUGGAGGCUGAUGAGUGUUACCUUGGGGCAGGAACACACCAUCAGGGCAGGGCAGGCACUGUGCUCUGUUUCCUUCAGUGAUGCAGUGUUUGUGUAGCAUCAGACUUGCUCAAGCAUAAUAAUCUUAGUGCCAGCCAGUCUCCUCUACACACACACUGCUGUUGUUGAAUGAUGGGUGGAUGUAGGGCAGGCACGGGGUAACCAAAGCCACAGAGUAGGAGAGUGGCCAGCUCCAUCACAGGCAUUGUGCUGUUAUCAAAAGAACCACACGAAAUUGAAACUGAUGCUGAUACAAGCGUGUUUUUGGCGCUGUGGGUGCUUUUUCGAGAUCCUGACAACAACUACAGCAC
Eriocheir sinensis (Chinese mitten crab) is the source of this 6117-nucleotide messenger RNA. Its product is annotated as peflin-like. The record is from RefSeq and is a predicted model, not a curated record. Gene Ontology annotation, biological process: COPII vesicle coat assembly. Gene Ontology annotation, molecular function: calcium ion binding. NCBI's taxonomy places the organism in Eukaryota, Metazoa, Arthropoda, Malacostraca, Decapoda, Varunidae. The transcript has 7 exons. The coding region runs from base 167 to 1000 and encodes 277 amino acids.